AUGGAUCGGAGGCGCGCGGCGGGAGCGCUGCUCGCGCUGGCCGCCUGCAUCGCGUGCAGCACGGCGGAUCACCCAGAAGAUGAAAUACCACUUUUGGAUGAUAUGACCACAACAGUACGACCUACACCUGGAUUUUUACUUACAACCACAACCCUAACACCAGUAACACAAGUAUCUCAAGAUUGCAUGCACGACGACCAAAUAUUUGCUGAUGGUGCUUUGAUUAAAACUGAAAAGGCUUGCGAGCACUGUUAUUGUAUGAAAGGUGAUAUUGUUUGUGUGGUACAAGAAUGUGGAACUCCAAUGGAAAAUGAAGGUAAAAACUGCAGUUCACUACCUCCGCGUCAGGGACAAUGUUGCCCAGAUACGUAUAUCUGCGAAGGAGAUGAACUCAGCACUGAUCAAUCUCCAGAUGUGGUAACAGAAGCUAUAAUUAUGUCAACAAAUCCUCCGAGGAAAGGUGUUGAAGGUAGUGGGUAUCGAAAUGAGCCCGAUGAACCAUACACUGACAUGCCAAUAUUUGAUACUACAGAAGUGGAAGGCAGUGGUGAAGAUGAAUCUACAUUAGCUAUAGACAAAGUUGAAACUUUAGUUCCAGAAAAACAAACUCCAGACUUGGAAGAUGAAAUGUUCCUAACAACGGCCAAAGUAUCAGAAUAUAAACCAAGCAGUACAGCAGAACCCGGAUUAGAUCAAACUAAAGUUCCAAAACUCGAAUCCAGUGCUGAUCAAUCAUCUUCAAAAUAUGAAUAUGAUAUUACUACGGAAUCAGUUAAACCCGGUUUGAGUGCAGAAGACGAAAGUAAAGUCGAUGCUGUAAAUAAAGAUGUCGAUACAACGCUUGACAUAGGUAACAUUAAAUUGACUCCAGAACUGUCAUUAACCACCAUCAAAAAUUAUGAGUAUGAUAGUCCUUCAACAUCUGAAAGCCUCACAUCCAGAGAAGAUCAAUUAAUUGUGACAACUGAAUCAACGUAUAGAAAAGAAGAUAAUGUUCCAACUUUAACUGAAAUAACCACUAAAUCUUCAGUUAAUAAAGCAACAACUGGAGCUGUAUUUAACGAAGCAACGACUGGAGCUGUAUUUAAUGAAGCAACAAGUGGAGCUGUAUUUAACGAAGCAACGACUAGAGCUGUAUUUAAUGAAGCAACAACUGGAGCAGUAUUUAAUGAAGCAACAACUGGAGCUGUAUUUAACGAAGCAACGACUGGAGCUGUAUUUAAUGAAGCAACAAGUGGAGCUGUAUUUAACGAAGCAACAACUGGAGCUAUAUUUAAUGAAGCAACAACUGGAGCUAUAUUUAAUGAAGCAACAACUGGAGCUAUAUUUAAUGAACCAACAACUGGAGCUAUAUUCAAUGAAGCAACAACUCAAUCUGGUCAAAAAGUAACAGAUAGUGUAAUAUAUGAACACAAAGUUACUGCAGGAGAAUAUAUGGAGUCAACAACAUUACCCCAAGAUGUUAAAAUUACUGGUACACACACUAAUAUUGAUGACAUUAAGACGAUCACAACAGAAUUUUCGCCAGUCAUUGAUAAGAAUACGAGCGAUCAAGAAACUUCGAAUGAAUUAAGUUCUUCCAGUACAUUUAAACCGGACCUGCCAGAAGUAACAACUUUAAAUUCUAUAGAAAACGAAAUAUACGAAGAUUUGUCAUUGCCCGAUUCUUCCAGUAGAAUUCCUGGCGAAGGAGACUGCCUUCUUAAUGGUAUUACCUAUAAAAACUAUUCAACUGUACCUAGCACAAAUAAAUGCCAUACUCAAUGCAAGUGUGUCAGUAGUAUCGUUAAAUGUGAUCCAAUAAUAUGCAGCCCACCACCAGAAUAUGCUAACAUGAAUAAUUGUCAGCCAAUAUACGAUAACUCAGAUUCUUGCUGUCCGACUUAUAUUUGUGAUCAUUCCAAAGAAACGGUCUUACCAGAAUCUCACAGUCAGAUGUCUGGUACAGAAAGCUCUAAGCCCAUUCAUGGUAGUGAUUGCAAUGGUAAUGAGUGUCAAAUAAUUGAAGAAAUUGAAAAUAAACCAGAGCAACCCGACUGUGGAGUAGAUGGCUGUACUGUUGAUACAGGUUCUACUACUGCAUAUACUGAAGACUGUCUAGAUGGUAAAUGUAAAACAUCACCACAAAAAGAGUUGCCAUGUAAUGAGAAAACAGGUUGUCAAGUACCUGCCGUAAAACCUUGUGAAGGAGAAGAUUGCAUUGUCAAACUGGACCUUGACGCUAAAGAGGAAACUAUAAAUUGUGAAAACAAUAAUAAUUGCGGAAAUAUUCAACCUUCUGUAACAGAAAAAGCAUCUUGUAAGGACGGUAUUUGCACAUCAAUUUUACCACCACAAAGUCAAGGGGAUGUUGAAAAAGAUUGUGAUAAUGACUCAUGUAGACGAAAAGAAACUUCGAAAGAUGAAAUUAUUGUUCCAGCAAAAUGUAUCGGACAGCAAUGUGAUAACCCACCAGAAACGGACAAAAUACUUAAUGAAUUGACAACUCAGGCACCUACAUUAUCCGAAGAAACUACCAAAAUAAUUGAAACAGAUAUUUCCACUCCAAUUUCAUCAUUGGAAUAUUUACCUACUAAAACAGAUCAAAAAUUAUCUAGCACGCUGGCGGAAGAAACAACUACAAGUUCUGAUACUUCAAGUAACAAAGUGGACCUUGGAUCAGAGAAAUAUACAACACCGAAUGAAGAAUAUCACCCUGUAGCUGUAACUGUUUCGAGUGACUCCAAAAGUAUAGAACUUACUACUACAAAACAACCUGAGGAUGAAAAGGAAAGCAAUGAAAUUUCCAGCGAACGUGAGCCCUCUAUAGAAAUGAGUACGACCAUACCAGAUACAAACAAAGAAAAAGAAUAUUUCACGACUACUUCUCACAAUCUUCUGACAGAACCUGCGUUAGCUGAAGAAAAUACAGAGCCACAAGAUACAGAAGAAAAGAUUUCAGGUGAAAAAGAGUUCCCUACAGAGUUGCCAAUUCCAAGUACUGAAUCUGAUGCAAUUACAAUUUCAGAAAUACAUAAAAUAACCACACCAUCUUCGGUAGCUCCAAAAACCAGUCCACAUGACCAUACGCUUUCUGAUUUUGAAAAAGAUAUCAACAUGAUAAAGGUCAACAUCGAAAACACAACCCCAGUAAUAGAUGAUGAAAAUCGUUUAAAAGAAACGGAUAUAACAGAAUCUUCUUUAAAUAAAGAUGAAACGAAUAAUGACAAUGAAGAAAAAGAUUUAACAACACUCUCAUUUAUAUCAAAUGAGAACGACCAUACCACGGAGGCUGUAAUAAGCAACACGGAUGAAUUGACUCCUAACAUAUUAGUUGAAUUUACAACAAAGUCACAAGAAUCCCAUGACGUUGAAGAAAAUUUCACAGAUGGUAAAAUAAUUGACAGUAUGUAUACAACACAAAGAAACUUACAAACCACAAAAGAACAUGAAAUUAUUUCAGACAUCUCCACCACAAAAAAAACUAUUGAAGAUUCCAAGAUGCCUUUAAUACCUACGGAACUGACAGAAAGCAUGUCUACCGAAACAAGUGUCGAUGAAGGUAUAAAACAGACGGAAACAUCGCAAAUAAGUAAUGAUAGUAACGCUGAACACAGAGUAACUACUGUUUCUACAGAAAUAAUGCCAGUUGAUAUAGAUCAAUAUAAAACUACAGAUACGUUGGAUGCAUCUCAGAAAGAUUUCUUAGGAACCAAGGAACCGAAAUAUGAAGAAUCAUAUACCAAAAUGCCACUGCUUGAAGAUGAGCAUGUGAAAAAGAUUACUGUAACUACUGAGCAAUAUCAAAUGGAAUCUAUGAAUGGCAGAGGAACCGAAUUACCGAAUUACGCGGGUGUUGAGGAAGAACUACAAACUGAAGUUAAUCAUUCUUAUAAACCAGAUACGUAUACUACAAUAUCAGAAGAUAUUGAAACUGGUUUUGACAAAACUCAAACAGAAUUACCAGUCCCCGUUACCGAAAGUACAUCAGAAAAAACAAAAGAAGAAAACAUUGUUACGAAGUUGCCUACAGAAGAGGAAAAUGAAAUGGUUAAAACAGACACUGAUUCUGCAAUAAUAACUGAACCAUCAAAAACGGAAGAUUUAUCAACAGAAUUAAACCAAGUAAAUAUAGAUACUAAUGACAAUGUUAUUAUUACCGGUACUAUAGAAAAAUUAACUACUAAAUUACCUCCUUCUCCAGACCACUUCACUAAAGAUACUUUCGAUGAAAAAGUUAUAGAACCACAAGAAAUUACACAAAAAACAGAACAAUCUGUGCAGACGGAAUCAGCAGGUUCAUUGACUAUUACUGAUGAACAAACUGAGGCCGCAAUCGACCAUCAUAAGCUUUCCACAGCAGAUCUUCAUAUUUUAGAACCUCAUGAGUCAUUGGUUACGACCCCCAAACCAGCUGAUAAAGUUCCAGAAGAUUAUGAAGUUGAGAUUUCAACUUCAAAGAUAUCUUCUAAAUUCGAAGAUGUUGCAGAAACAUUUACUGAAAGUUUGGUUGAUAUUACUCAGCAAACUGAUGGAUUGAAAGUGAGUGAAGAAGGCAAGCCAAUAACAUCGACAGAACCAUAUAUCGACGCAUUUACUACUCAUAGAGAUGCCUUACCUAUUGUUGGGUCUACAACAUUACCAGAAACUUCUGAAAAUAUCAUUCAAACGUUUACUACAAUAGAAGAUAAAGAUAUAACACCAACUGUAUCAUCAGUUAAAGAUGAUGUAUCUGUUGAAAUUUUACCAUCUGAAGGUUCAAUAAUUGGUUCUAACGAAAUUGGGAUAGCGACUGAACUCGAUAAUUCUGAAGAAACUAAUACAUUCAAGCCUGAACUUACAACAAAUAUUUACGAAAAAUCACCAACAGAAGAUAAAAAGGAGACAACUAUAUCAACUCAUAUAACGGAUGAAUCAUAUCCACAUGAUCAAAUUAGUGAAACUAAUCUAGUGACAGAAGAAGAGAUUAUGGAAAAAGCAACAACCUUAUCUCCAGAAGAAGAAUCUCAUAAAGGCUAUUUAGAUCAAAAACCUAAUUUAGUGUCUCAAGAACCAGAUAUAGAAGAUACAAGGGCAACUACAUCACGUUCUAUUGCUACCGAUAUACAAGGAGAAGAAAAGUAUACAGAAAAACCGGUUAUAGUUUCCACGGAAACACAAGAUAGUAUUUCUGAGCAAGAUAAUUGGAGUACGGAGUUCAAAGAUAAAUCCACAGAAAUUCCUGAUUUAACAAUUCCUACUAGUCAAACGGAAGUUUCAGAAGUUAUAUCAGAUAUAUCCGAAACUUUGAAGACAACACAUGCGCCACAUUCAGAUUUGACAGAAAACUUAUACCCUAAAAAGGAGGAGCACACUACCUCUAAAACUCCAGAAGAAAAAAUUUAUCUUGAGGACAGUACAAUUAAGAUUGAAGAAAUGGCUCCUACUGAAGAAUACUUAACGGCCUCUACAGAAUCCCCUGAAAGAGUUACAAAGAUUGAAGAUAGUCAAGAAAAGACAACUCAACAGAUACUUACGAGUGAAAAAAUUACAGAAGGCCUAGAACAAACAUAUAAUACAGAAAUUAAAACGGAAUCACCAGCGGUUACCGUCAAAGUAACCUCUGAUGGUAUAACUAAUAACUUAGAUACUUUAUCCGUUGAAAUUAUUAAUGAGACCACGACACCAGAAGUACCCACAGAAUCAGAAAAAAUUUCAACCAAACCAUCUUAUAAUGACAAUGAAUUAAAAAUCACUAAACCGUCGGAGCAUAAUGUUGAAGGAGAGGUGACAUUAGAAGAUAAGGAAAUCUUUACUGAAAUACCAAUGCAUGUAGUAACAGACAUGCCAAUAACAUGGUCAUUAGAAACUGGUACAGUUAAGCUACCAGAAUCCCUCGUUGUUGAUGAUAACGAAAAAACUACGAUAGCUCAGCAGGCAGUAUCAGAAGAUUUAUUGACAGCCUCACCUGAAGUAGUAACGGAAAAGAUGCAAGAAAACGUAAAUAAUGAUGAUGAAACUCAAAAAACAUUAGAUAUACCUAAAGUAACGGAUGCACCUUACUCUAAAUUUACAGACAACGUUGAAGAAGUAUUAAAAUUAGAUGAAAAAGAAAAGUUGGAUAAAACUAGUGCGAAUCCUAUUGUAGAUAGUACUACAGAAGAAAAAGAUCAUAAUGAAGAAACUAAUGUAGCUUCAGAAAUGUUCGUUCCUGUUGAAACAACAUCGCAAUUACCAGAAAAUGGAUCAGUUAAUAAGGAGGCUAUAACAAUAACAUAUGAAACAGAAACUGAAGAUUUCUCAGACUUGCCAGAAAUUUCUUCAGACAAACCUUUAGAAACGGUCGACAAAAGCCAAAUUACUGAACACAACGAAAUUUCUUCCACAUUAGCAUCAAUUGAAGUUUUAUCAGAAGACCAUCUUUCAAAACCAACACCGUCUUCAAUGACAGUUAGUACAAAUAAGACGUCCGAAACGUCAGAAAGCUUAGACAGUGAUAAAACUAUAUCUGAAGUUCCCGUCUUAUCUUUAACACAACCAAGCGAAAGUGACUUACUUAAAGAUUUUUCUCCAAAACCUGAACAAGAAGGAACCACGCAAACAAACUUACUUUCUACUAUUGACGCAAACACUAAAACAGAAAUGACAUCAGAAGAAGGACUUUCUGAAUCUAAUACAGUACCUAUGGAUGAAGAUAAAAUAACAAGUUCAGACUUAGGCCAACAAUAUACGCAAGGUCCCGAGGAGAUAUUUACGGAUCUACAAAAAACUACCUCAGAAUCAUCAGAGCCUAUAACUGAAAACGAAAUAUUUAAAACUGAGACAUCUGUACCAGCAAUACAGAAAACUGAUGAAGAAAAGUUAUCCACAACAAGUUUAGAUGUAGACCAGCAAUUUACGCAACGUCCGGAUGAGGCAUUAACGGAUCAACAAAAAUCUACUUCAGAAUCAUCUGAGCCUCCAACUGAAAACGAAAUAUUUAAAACUGAGAUAUAUGUACCAACAACACAGAAAACUGUUGAAGAAAAGCUAACCACAACAUUCCUAGAAAGUUUUACAACUCUAAAAUCUGAUGCAGAAUCUCCAAUCCCAGUAUCUUUGGAUACAGAAAUAUAUCCUUCUGUAACAGACAAGGUCCAAGUGAGUGAUGAUCAAAUUAUUGAAACAAAAGUACCAGAAUUAGACAAAUAUACAACCGAAAUUCCUACUCUUAUUACUCAUGAAACACAUAAAGAAACAACGGAAAAAGAAAUAAUACCAUCAGAACCACCGGUCACAACAAAGGAACAUAUCGAGGUAACUCAAAAAUUAUACGAAGAAACAACAAGUCAACCAAAACAAUCUGAUUAUGUUACUACUGAGCAAGAAGAAUUGUCGACGAAACUUGAAGAACCGGUCGAUAUCACCCUAGAACCAAACUUAGUACAAACUAAGCCUGAAGAUGAAACAUCCAAAUUACCCCAAUAUACAAUACCAACAUCUAAGCCAACAGAUGAAUAUUUAGAAUCAACUCCAUAUUUCAUCGAAUUAGAAGAGCACACUCAUAAGAGUAUUGAAAGAGUUACUCCAGAAGAAGGAAUUUCAACGGUAAAACUGGAAGCCCAACAUCCUGAAAAAGAAGAAUAUGACGUUACCACUGAGAAACUAAUUAUUGAUGAACAAGAAAUCCAUACUGAAGAUGAGCCUAAGGAAACCGAAGUGAUAACAGAACGAGAGAAAGACAUUGGGACAACUCUAUUAACCCAUUAUGAUUUAGAUACUUUACAUACUACUGAUUUACCACUUGAAAAAUCUACAGAUCAACCAACAACACCUCAUGUGUUAUACACGGAAAGUCAAAGUGAAGUUUCUAAACAUUCAUCGACAUCAUAUGAUAAGGAGAUAUCAACAUCUAUCCCUGUAGACACCACAGUAACCUAUGAAAAGCAAGAAACACCCAAGCCCGAGGUUCAGGCUACCUCUGGAGCAGACACGGAAAAGGAAAGUGCCAUAGUUACUGAGAAACCACUGGAAUCCAUAUCACACGUACAUGAAACUACAGCACCAGAGGAUGAAUUUAUUCCAGCAAUAACAAAGGGCACAUCAACAAAGCUUGCUGAAGAUAUAACGACCCUUCCACCUAUUCAAUUUGACAAGUUUACUAGUGCACCAGAAAAGCCCAUUGGGUCUUCUCCUUCAACAUCUCCAGAAAUGCAAAAACCUGGUUUUAAUGAAGUACUACCAACUGAUGAUCUACAUUCGACAGAUGACGAUAGCCAUUUCCCACCAACUGGAUCUAGUGGAUACGGCCAAGAACCCGAUUAUGCAGAAGAAGAUCAAGCAUUUGGCCCUGGAACCUGCAGAUACGGAGGCAAAGUCUAUGUUUCUGCCCAACAAAUUCCUAGGGAUGAUCCCUGUGACUUCUGUUUCUGUUUCAGAAGUGACAUUAUAUGUCUACAGCAAAGCUGCCCUCCUCCGAUUCAUGGAUGCCACGAGGAACCGAUACAAGGAUUUUGUUGUCCCCGUUAUGAAUGUCCAGUUUCAAUGGCAACUACGCUUAAUAUUACCACGACAACGACAACAACAACAACAACAUUGCCACCGCACUUUUUGCCACACGCUUAUAAGGGAGCAGCACAAAGAAGAGGAUGUCAAAUAAAAGGACACACAUAUAAAGUUGGAGAAGUAGUACGUGCAUCCUCAGGACCAUGUUUACAUUGCACGUUG
Iphiclides podalirius (scarce swallowtail) is the source of this 8664-nucleotide messenger RNA. The record is from the annotation of a GenBank genome assembly. NCBI's taxonomy places the organism in Eukaryota, Metazoa, Arthropoda, Insecta, Lepidoptera, Papilionidae.